This is a messenger RNA of Drosophila novamexicana, 700 nucleotides long. RefSeq names its product mediator of RNA polymerase II transcription subunit 28 (gene MED28). NCBI's taxonomy places the organism in Eukaryota, Metazoa, Arthropoda, Insecta, Diptera, Drosophilidae. Gene Ontology annotation, cellular component: mediator complex. The transcript has a single exon. Bases 77 to 640 code for a protein of 187 amino acids. The record is from RefSeq and is a predicted model, not a curated record.
UAUUUUGCAAAACUUUUUAGACUUGUUUACGAUCGCUUAAGUACGUUUAAAAUCUUAAAAAUAAACAAAAAGGAGCAUGUCUACAUCGAAUAACGAAGGCGGUGCGGGCAAUUUAAUGGACGAAUUCGAGGAAGCUUUUCAGGCCUGUUUGCUGUCGCUAACAAAACAGGAACCCAACUCUGGCACCAAUAAGGAGGAAAUCGAGCUGGAUGUGCAAAAAACAACAAAUCGUUUUAUUGAUGUGGCACGCCAAAUGGAGGCAUUCUUUCUGCAAAAACGAUUUCUUGUUUCCACUCUGAAACCCUAUAUGCUCAUAAAGGAUGAGAAUCAAGAUCUCAGCAUUGAGAUACAACGCAAAGAAGCGUUGCUGCAAAAACACUAUAAUCGUCUGGAAGAGUGGAAGGCCUGUCUGUCGGACAUACAGCAAGGACACAAUCGCCCGACGCCGCCCAUGAUGCCAGGGCCAUGCCCUGCUGGCAUGCAGCCUAUGGGCGGCCCCGGACCGCGACCUGGCUUAAUGAGCGGCAUGCCACCGGGCGGAAUGCCGUCCGUAGGUCAACUGCCCGCAGGACAACAGCAUUUACUGCAGGCGCAGCAAAUGCAGCAGCUGCGCAUGAUGGGCAAACUGCCGCCCAAGUGAUUAUCUAUUAUAGCAUGUAAUAUAAAGCAUAAGUUAUACAAGUUUUAAUAAACGAAAACC